Mercenaria mercenaria is the source of this 2270-nucleotide messenger RNA. RefSeq names its product glyoxylate reductase/hydroxypyruvate reductase-like. The transcript is spliced from 3 exons. Bases 222 to 1301 code for a protein of 359 amino acids. Lineage: Eukaryota; Metazoa; Mollusca; Bivalvia; Venerida; Veneridae. Gene Ontology annotation, cellular component: cytosol. Gene Ontology annotation, molecular function: glyoxylate reductase (NADPH) activity; NAD binding; hydroxypyruvate reductase (NADH) activity. The record is from RefSeq and is a predicted model, not a curated record.
GUAUAUAAACCAGUCGCGAGUUGUUUUGCUCAAAAUUGAUCGACUGAACGUGAGAGAUUGUGCCCCGGGAAUGUUUAUAUCCGCCAUUAUAUUACAAUAACAUGAUAAUAAAUAACAUAAUAUUCUCUUUAUAGUUGAUGGAAGUUUUAAAUAUUUUGCUAACAGGACUUUAUUUAGCUAGGGCGGAUUUGUGAAAAAGGUUGGUUUCAAAUAUAAUAAACAUGACGACGCUUACCCAGACGACGAAAUCUUGCCGACCAAAGGUAUAUAUAACACGGCAGAUUCCACAGAAAGGGCUGGACAUGUUGCUAGGCAGAUGUAACGUAUCGUUCUGGGACAGCGCAGAUCCAGCGCGAAAGGCGGAGCUGCUUGUAAACGUUCCCGGCUGCAGUGUGCUGGUGUGUAUGCCGACGGACAAAAUCGACCGGGAUAUACUUAAUGCUGCAGGUCCGUCUUUGAAGAUUGUAGCGACAAUGUCCGAGGAUGCCGAUCAUAUCGACACUUCCGAGUGUACAAGACGGAACAUCCGGAUCCUGACCUUACCAAAGGUUACCAUAGAUACAGUGACCCACAUGGCCAUAGCACUUCUGAGGAUCAUCACAACUGAGUGGACUUCUGGUUCUUCGAGUAAUUUGAACCUUAUUGUACAGUCGAAGGAUGUGAUUCAGGCUACAAAGGAUGACCCUGCCUACCGCCUGGAGCUUAGUAACCGGACAGUUGGUUUUAUUGGUAUGGGGCCACUCGGAUUAUCAGUCGGGAAGACGCUCAGAGAUCUAGACGUGACAUCUAUAAUUUACCAUGAUUUAGAGCUAGUUGGCAUGGCAACAGACAUUGGCGCGAAUUUUGUAGAGAAAGACAAAUUGUUAGCAAGCAGUGAUAUCAUCUUUGUGUGUUCAAAUCUCGAAUCGUCUGGCAAGAAAUACUGCUUGUUCAAUAAAGAUGCUUUCAAGAAAAUGAAGUCGUCUGCAAUUUUAAUUGACGUUACCAAGGGCUUGCUCGCCAACUUCACAGAUUUGUACAACGCGUUACGUGACGGGGAAAUUGAAGCGGUUGGAUUGGACGUUAGAGAAUAUGACGUCAUACCCAAUCGACACCCGCUCACAAGUCUAGAGAACUGUUAUUUCUUGCCAUACAGAGAAUGCUAUAAAUGGGACGGGCGGCGUAAAUGCUCAGCUGAGCUAGCCACUUGUAUUCUGUCUACCCUUCAAGAACUUGAAUUCACCCAAAAGAAGCAGCCAGCCGUUAAAUGUGCCAAGAUGGAACCCCUCGUUCCGAAAAUGAACAUUCCGUUACAUGUCUGAAUGUUUUAGUACGAAGUCUUGCUUCGAACUGGUUGUAUGUCUUCAUGAUAAAUGGCAUUUUUUAUCAUAGUUGCAACAUGUGGCAUAACUGACAAAAAUGGUACAACAUUCGUUCAACAACGGUACUGGACUAAAUGGUGUCAGCACCUCACUAUACGCAUUGGGUUUUGGCCCAAUAUAUUACUAGCGAACAUAUUUUAAUUAUAUGUAUUUAAUUAAGACGCAUGGCAUUUAGUAUUUGCACAUAUUUGACCAAGUUUUCGGCGACAAAGGACAUCUUGUUAAUAAGGUAUGCAAAUAAGACACUCGCAAACUUGUGUCACCAUUUCAGUUAAAUACAUCAUCGUUACAAUAUAAUCGUCUGUCAUAAAUAGUUGUCAAGCUUGCAAAACGUUUUGUACAUUUUGCUUAUUCAUCACAAAACUAACUUUGUUUUACCAGCCGAGUAUGAUAUAUGAUCUAUGUUGUUUUUAUUUUACUUUGAAAAGAAUGUAUGGCUUUACGUAAUUAUGCCAGAUGUAGAAAAUAUAAUAUUUGUUGGAAAAUAUUUUUCUAUAUCAAUCAGAUGUCUUGUAUAGAAAGAAUUAUCAUUUCCCUUAAUACUGAUCUCAUUUUGUGACUGUGUUAAUGUGUUAACUUCUUCAAUUUAUACGACACGUGUAUAUAAUUAUUAAUAAUUAUUGUAUAUGAAAUUGUGUGUAUAUAGAUUUGUCCGAUCAUAGAAUUUAGUGUUAAGAGGGCAAAAUGAUGUAUAUCAUUGUUAUUUGUUAUGUUUUAUCAUGUUUUAAAUAUAAUAUGAACAUUAAAAAAAUGUACGGUAUACAUGUACACAGAGGUACAGUCGUUACCUCAGUAUGUAACAUUCAUGCAGUUGAACUGUGAAAACACUCAGUUGUACAUGUAUAAAUGCACAAGAAUGUUACAAAAUCAUACUAGUAUAAACGGUACAUUAAAAUGCAGUUAAAUCUU